AUGCAGAGACAACUUAUGAAAAUGCAGCUCGCCCAGGCUCGGAGAAAUGCCACUGAGGGUAAGAAAGAUCAUAAUACAGAUAAAAUUAUGGUUGCCGCUGCCUCUAACGACCCACAGAAUCCACCUGACAUGUACCCAGUGCCCCAGCGGGCAGAUUGUUCUCCCUAUUCUUCUCCCGCAGAUCAAUCUCAGGGUUCGUGGGGUGGAGGACGUGAAGCGAGGUCUGGUGGACCCUACAGGGGAGGAGGUUUCCAGGGCAGCAGGAGAUUUCGUAACAAUGGCCCUCCCCGCCAGCGCGACUACUGGAAUCAGACACAAACAGCACCCAUACGCAACAACGCCUGCCACUCCUGCGGUAUGAACGGACACUGGUGGCGUGACUGUCCAAACUAUCCACCGAAUCCUCCGCAGCAACACAGCUACCCGAUGCGCGGCAUGGCCCGUGGCCCACCUCCGCAUAGACAGGGAGGACCACCCCAACCGCAGCGGCAGCAACAACAGCAACAGCAGCAGCAGCAGGCUCACCAGUUUCCAGUUGCAGUCACUGCCUGGGACCAGACCUGGGAGGCUCAGGACGCCUACCAGUAUCCUCAAUGA
Xyrichtys novacula (pearly razorfish) is the source of this 597-nucleotide messenger RNA. Lineage: Eukaryota; Metazoa; Chordata; Actinopteri; Labriformes; Labridae. The record is from the annotation of a GenBank genome assembly.